UAACUUUUUUCAUUAAGUCUAAUGAUACUUCAACAGACAGUCGGGUAAAAGAUUGCACCACAGUAAUUUAUUCGCCGGCGUUUCUUCGUUUCCUCCUGAUGACGUCACGGGUUGGAUGCGUUGCAUGGCGGUCUAGAUUGUGAGGAUUUUUGGGUAAACAGAGCAAGAGCAGGUGAAAAUGGACAUGGGAGUUCUCACAGUUCAUCUAAGUGACGUUGAGCAUGGAGGUGACAUAGGUGAUGUUGAACAUGGGUCUGACAUGUCACCUUUGUCAGGAAGUCAUGACAUCACACAUGAUGAUGUCUCACAGCUUGAGCAUGAAGCAGUCACCCUUGCCUCUGCUGAUAUUAGCCAUGAUGAAGAAGAUGAUGACAAUGAGGAUAACAAUGAAGAAGUGGUAAAUGCUGAUGGUGCUGACGAUGAAGAAGGGCAGGUAGGACAGACAGUGGUGUCAGCAGCCGACAAUGGAAUUCUCAUUCAUGCAGAAUCUGGUCAUGCAAUUGUAGGGGGAACAUCACAAGUUAUAGGACUUCUGCUUCAGUCAAGUCAUUCUGCUGGUGUGCCUUUGUCAUCUGGCGUCAAACUCUCAGUAACAGGGAUGCUGUCAGAAGGGACUGUUGUCACAGAUCCCACUCAUACUGUGCAAGCUAUUCAAGCUGUCACACUUCCAGAUGGUUCCACUGCAUUUAUACAGCAGCCUAAAGAAGGUAAACUAUUGGAGGGACAAACAGUAACAUUGGAAGAUGGUACUACUGCUAUUGUUCAAGGUACCAUUCAUCCUAAAGUUGAACCACAAGAUGAUAGUAAAGUUUUGGAAGGGCAAACAAUUCGAUUGGAGGGACAGACAAUUCAUCUAGAUGACGGCAGUACAGCUUUUCUACAGCCAUCUUCAAAAACAGCUUUGAGUGAGGGAUUGCAGGCUAUUAGAUUUGAAGAUGGUACCACUGCAUUUAUAGCUCAUCCUAAUGCAGAGACCCUAUUUGAUGAGUCUGGUGCCCUGGACUCAGCCACUCUUGAUACUUUGACCCAGUUGGGAGUGACAAGCAGUAAGCAGCAGAUGACUGUUGAGAAAGCCCUCGCUAUUGGAGAGAAGGCGUACAAGUGUGGGUACGAGGACUGUGGUCGUCUGUAUACAACUCUGCACCAUCUCAAGGUUCAUGAGCGUUCACACACUGGAGACAGGCCCUUCAAAUGUGAAUAUCCAACUUGCGGGAAAGCCUUUGCUACAGGCUAUGGUCUGAAAAGUCAUACACGGGUUCAUACAGGCGAAAAGCCGUAUCCCUGUACUGAAGAAGGGUGUGACAAAGCCUUCAAGACAUCAGGCGAUCUGCAAAAGCAUGUGCGCACUCACACAGGAGAGCGACCUUUUAAGUGUCCAUUUGAAGGUUGCACUCGAUCUUUCACAACCUCAAACAUUCGUAAAGUUCACAUCCGCACACACACUGGUGAAAGACCAUAUAUAUGCCAAGCAGAAGGAUGUGGCCGUGCCUUUGCCAGUGCUACCAACUAUAAAAACCAUGUCAGGAUUCACACAGGUGAGAAGCCAUAUGUCUGUACAGUCCAAGGAUGUGGGAAAAGGUUUACUGAAUACUCUUCACUGUAUAAACAUCAUGUGGUUCACACACAUUCCAAGCCCUACAGUUGCAAUCAUUGUGGUAAGACCUAUCGCCAGACAUCCACAUUAGCAAUGCACAAACGAACUUCUCAUGGAGAGGAUAUUUUACCAGAAGCAGAAGCCCAGCUGUUUGCUCAAGAACAAGGAGAUGGAGAUGAGGAGCAUGGUGAAACUCCCAGCAAGAGACAACGCCUUCAAUUUGCGAUGAGUGAAGCGGAUAACCAAUCUGGAGGGGAUGAAACUGAGAAAACUCUAGUCAUUAACACAGAUUCCCAACAGAACUCUGCGCUGGUCACGCUACCUGCACAGGUGACGCUGCAAGCUCUUCAAAGUCAAGGGCUGUCCAGUUUUACAGUUGGGCAGACUGGUCAUCAGGUGCUCGUUGUCACGGACCCGGCGCAGCUGGAAGCUUUGCAGCAACUGGCCCAGCAGCAUCUAGAGGGCGGGGCGUGCUUGAAGCUGUGUCCCCUAGCACCACCACCACUGCUGCUGCAACGGUCACCUCCGUCAGCCACCUGCCCGGCGAGUCCUCUCUCAUCGUCUUUCCCACCGAGUGAUGGGGGAUCCACUGCUGGACGCGUCGCCGUGUCCUUGACAAGGGGGUGGAGGGAGAGGGGUACGAAGUGUGGGGGGAACUUGCCGUGGGCCUCGUCUCCGCCGUGAAGUGGAUGGACGUUUGUGAGCGAGCGAGCGUUUCCUGCACGUGUUUGGCCAGAAAUAAUUAAAAUUGGCGAAGGUUGAAGACACUUGCUGUAUGGAGAGCUGUAGAGGACAAAUUCUUGGAAACGAGGGUGAUGCACGCAAGUGGUACCGGAAGUGAAGACAGAUAAGAGGACUGGACAUGCAUGUGUGUAAAAGGUCACCAACGAUGACGGGAAACUUGUUUUCUUAUUUACUGAGAUGGAGUUUGUUUGUUGGGAACUUAUUGUUUAGAGAUUGGAGGUGGAAUAGCUCUUGUACGCAGGUGCUAGCUUGUUAGAUCUGACUAUAAGCAUUCCUUUGAAUUGGAGUUGAUUACCUCAGACUGGUGUGAAUCUUGAUUAAGUGUUCGUGAGAAGUAUGUGACACUGAGUUCUAAUUAAAUUAAAUUUCGCAACAGUUGUUUUUAUGGGAGUUCUUGGUCUCUUGCAUAAGGAAGGCGUUGUGCAAUCUUCGCCGCAUACAGUAGAAUAACCACGUACGCUUCUGCUUAUGUAGCUGCCGUGACGAGUGUGUUGGUGUGUGAACAAUUUGCAAACUUGACUGCAUAUAGCCAUCCUGAUAUCGAAGCAUGAAAAGUCGAAACUUGAGCAGUCUGUGAAAGUAAAGGCUUUAUUGUGAUACUCAAA
Molecule: messenger RNA, 2943 nt
Organism: Pomacea canaliculata
Lineage: Eukaryota; Metazoa; Mollusca; Gastropoda; Architaenioglossa; Ampullariidae
Product: zinc finger protein 76-like
Exons: 14
Coding region: 179-2278 (699 amino acids)
Biological process (GO): central nervous system development; regulation of transcription by RNA polymerase II
Cellular component (GO): nucleus
Molecular function (GO): RNA polymerase II cis-regulatory region sequence-specific DNA binding; DNA-binding transcription factor activity, RNA polymerase II-specific
Source: RefSeq, a predicted model, not a curated record